This is a messenger RNA of Carassius gibelio (silver crucian carp), 5295 nucleotides long. Its product is annotated as B-cell receptor CD22-like. Bases 155 to 2995 code for a protein of 946 amino acids. The record is from RefSeq and is a predicted model, not a curated record. NCBI's taxonomy places the organism in Eukaryota, Metazoa, Chordata, Actinopteri, Cypriniformes, Cyprinidae. The transcript has 13 exons.
UACAAUAGAUCUGAUGUCUGUCAGUAGACUGCACUUCAGAUUGUGUUCCUGCAGCAGAGCUUCACUCCGUCUCUAAUCAGCAGCAGAUCUUACAGCUGGAAACGUAGGGUCUAAACAGGAGAUUCUUGCACUUCACGAAGGUUGAUGUUUCUCAAUGAACGAAAUGAUGGACGUCUGGAGAACAGAGAAAAUAAUUCUACUCUGCUUUCUUUUGAAAGGUGUUUGCUGUAAAGAUUUUAGCGUUAGUCUGCCAGAGAAGAUUGAAGCUCUCAGUGGAUCCUGUGUGAUCAUAAAGUGCACUUUUGAGAUUGAAACGAAAUAUGACCAAGACCUCAAUGAGAAAAAUGCUACAGGAGUGUGGUUCAAAGAUGGAACUGAUGAUGUUACACAUCAAGUGUUUAACUCCAGAGAUCCCAAACCUAAUCACUUUCAUGGGAAAAUAACUGGAAAACUGCAUGAGAAGGACUGCACCACUGUCUUUUAUAAUGUUAGCUCAAAGCACAAUGGUAAAUAUUACUUCAGGAUUAUGAGUGGAGAUCUGAAAUACACCUACAAACAAAACUUAUCUACUAUAAAUGUCAUCGAGUCUCCUCCCAAAAGCAGAGUGCAGCUGUCUGUGGAGCAGAGGGAGGUGCAGGGUCAGGAGGAGGUGUUGGAGGGGAGCUCUGUGAGUCUGCGCUGCUCUGCUGAGACUCUCUGCUCCUCUCCUCCACCAACUCUCACAUGGAGCUCCUCUCCCAGAAUCCCCCUCAAUGAGAGCAGCAGACUACAGGAGCUCAUCUCUGAUCUGAACUUCACUGCUACUCACCGUGAGCACGGAGUCACUUUCACCUGCACUAUAACCUACCAGCUACAGGACAAGAACAAAACAGAACAGGACAGCAUCACACUACAUGUUCAGUAUUCACCCAAAAACACAACAGUGUCUGUGAUUCCCUCCAGCUCUGUGUUGGAGGGCAGUUCAGUGACUCUGAUCUGCAGCAGUGAUGCAAAUCCAGCAGUGAACUACACCUGGUCCAGAGAGAGUGAAGGACAGUUGAAGCAGCUGCAGACUGGAGACACUCUUACCUUCAAUAGGACCGACCCGACACACAGAGGCUGGUACCACUGUACAGCUCAGAACCAACACGGCAGCCAAAACUCAUCAGUGAUGCUGGACAUUCAGUAUGCCCCCCAAAACAUGUCAGCUUUAGUGAUUCCCUCCAGCUCUGUGUUGGAGGGCAGUUCAGUGACUCUGAUCUGCAGCAGUGAUGCAAAUCCAGCAGUGAACUACACCUGGUCCAGAGAGAGUGAAGGACAGUUGAAGCAGCUGCAGACUGGAGACACUCUUACCUUCAAUAGGACCGACCCGACACACAGAGGCUGGUACCACUGUACAGCUCAGAACCAACACGGCAGCCAAAACUCAUCAGUGAUGCUGGACAUUCAGUAUUCACCCAAAAACACAGCAGUGUCUGUGAUUCCCUCCAGCUCUGUGUUGGAGGGCAGUUCAGUGACUCUGAUCUGCAGCAGUGAUGCAAAUCCAGCAGUGUUGAACUACACGUGGUCCAGAGAGAGUGAAGGACAGUUGAAGCAGCUGCAGACUGGAGACACUCUUACCUUCAAUAGGACCGACCCGACACACAGAGGCUUGUACCACUGUACAGCUCAGAACCAACAUGGACACCACAACUCAUCAGUGAUGCUGGACAUUCAGUAUUCACCCAAAAACACAACAGUGUCUGUGCUUCCCUCCAGCUCUGUGUUGGAGGGCAGUUCAGUGACUCUGAUCUGCAGCAGUGAUGCAAAUCCAGCAGUGAACUACACCUGGUCCAGAGAGAGUGAAGGACAGUUGAAGCAGCUGCAGACUGGAGACACUCUUACCUUCAAUAGGACCGACCCGACACACAGAGGCUGGUACCACUGUACAGCUCAGAACCAACACGGCAGCCAAAACUCAUCUGUGAUGCUGGACAUUCAGUAUGCCCCAAAAAACAUGUCAGCUUUAGCGAUUCCCUCCAGCUCUGUGUUGGAGGGCAGUUCAGUGACUCUGAUCUGCAGCAGUGAUGCAAAUCCAGCAGUGAACUACACCUGGUCCAGAGAGAGUGAAGGACAGAUGAAGCAGCUGCAGACUGGAGACACUCUUACCUUCAAUAGGACCGACCCGACACACAGAGGCUGGUACCACUGUACAGCUCAGAACCAACACGGCAGCCAAAACUCAUCUGUGAUGCUGGACAUUCAGUAUUUUCCUCAGAUCUCAGUUUCUUCCAGCUGCAGCAGAACUGAUGUAACUGUGUGUUUCUGUGAGGCUGAUGGGAAUCCCUCUCCUGAACUGGAGUGGCGUCUGUCUGGACGUCCUGUCACUAACUCUUCAAACACGUUCAUCAGUGAAGAGCGAUUGAGCAGCACAGUCUUGAGGAGCUCCAUCACUCUCCAUCAGUCUCUCACAAACACAUCUACUCUGCAGUGUCUCAGCAGAAACACUCGAGGAACUGCGAGUUAUCUGUUUCAUCUGCCUUCAUCUGUUGAACGUUUGAAUCAUUUCUCUUUGCUGAUUGGAGUUGUUGUUGUGGGUCUGGUGGUCAUCUGGUUGUUAAGCGCCAUUACAUGCAUCUGUGUACGAAAAGGGAAUGGGAAGCUUUCACAGACUACACAAGAAGGCACCAAGAGAAUUGAUCAAAGUACCAGUGAAGUCGCUCCACAUGAGAAUCAAGAUGACCCUGUUUAUGUCAUGAUGUCAUCUGCUGCAGCCGCAGGAAAUCAAGACUCUGUCAUUUAUUCCCCCAUUGUCUUCACAAAAUCAGAAUCACAAGAGUUUGGUAGCCCCUCUUCGCUUGACUACGCUGUGAUGCAGGAUUGUUCUGAAGGGCUGUUAAAGACUGAGAGCUCAAUAGGAGAGUCUUCAAGAGCUAGAGAAGCACAGGUGAUUGUGAGUGCGAAUGUGCGAAAGAAACAAACAGAGGAAGAGAUGUUUGAAGACUCCUCUCAGCUUUACGCAAAGGUUAAACGCUGAAACCCAUAGAAAACUGGAGAGUUUGCCAUUCCUCUAUUUUCCUAAAAAUAUAUAUAUAUUUCAGAUACUGUAUAUGUAAACAAGAUAAAAAUUUAACAUUUACUUUCAGUAUUGCUGACUCAUCACACAACUUUACAGGUGAAAUGUGUUGGUUAAAACAGGCAAGCAAACUCAUGGGUUAAAAACAGUGGAGAAUGCAAGGAUAAAAGGGGGACUGUAAAAACUUGCAUUUCUUACAUUUAACCUUACAUCUUACAUUUUUAGUAUUUAAUCUUUUGUUGUAUAUUAUAUCAAUAUUCCCCAAAUUUCCAUUCUUUGGUGUUUUCGGGGAAUAUUAAAUCCACAUGAGAUUAUUUAAAAUCCCUUGGAUUUGCUAUGGAAAUUGGAAAGUGAUAGGUUCUAGUUUAUACAUAAUACUGAUUUGAGAUCAACACAUAUUCUGGAGCAGAAGCACUUCUGAAUUAAUGAAUAUCAAAAUCAUGCUUUUGAGUCUAAACUGAAGUUCCAACCAAAGAAUCUACGAAUUCUCCAUAGCAAACUGUGUGUUGUUUUAUUUUCUUACAGUUUUAUUUGUUUGUAAUCAUUUAAUCAUUCAAUUAUUUUAUUUAAUCAUAUCCAUUUACUAACUUAAUAAGUUAUUAAGAAGGAUUCAUAGAAGAACAAAAUGACUACAUCAAUAAGAAAACGUAUUCAACAUAUUUUAUCUGAAUUUGUAUUAGAAGAGGUGCAUUUAAGUCAUUUUAUUUUAAUAAUUAAGAGUUAUGUAUAUAUAUAUAUAAAAAAACCUUCAAAUAAACUGUGAUGAACAAUGCUGUUUAAUCUUUAACUGCACAUUUAUGUGAACUGGAGGGGACCCAUAUUCACAUUCACACCAGUAUAAGCAACUUGACACUAUUUGGUUAAAAGCUGUUACAAAAAAUAGCGAAGUUAAUUCUGAGAAACUCUUAAGCAUAAAUAGUGUGUAGAUGCCACUUUAGAUUAUUUGUAUGUGAAAAUAUCCAUAUAUGCAUACAGCAUUUGGAGAUAUUCCAGUGUUUCAUGCAUUUCAGAAUUUAUCUUUAUCAGCUGUAUGGCCUACUUAGAAGGCAAGUCAUUUUAGCAAUUAAAACAGAAAUAAGACAAUAUACUUUUAGAGCACACACACACAGGCAACAACAAACACCCCUUUUAUUUCUUCUCUACAUUUAUCCUCCCAUCGUAAGAAAAAACUAAUGUUUUGAUGACAAAGUUUGGGAGGAACACAUUCAAUUAAUUGACCAAUUUGACAUUCGGACAACAUGCCAAAUAUGCAUACUAUUUGCUCAAUCUAAUUACAUGUGUUAAAACAGAUAAUGUCCUGGCAGAAAAUAUUAUCUUUGCCAGAUUUCUUUCAACCCUAACACAGAAAACCAUGCAAUGUGCAAUUCAAAAUAGAAACAGAAAAAAAUAAAUACAUAAAUAAAAUAAAAUAAAAUAAAAGUGCUGGAGGAGCCAGGGCUGACGGCGUGUGAUGGGGCACACCUGACGUAAAUGGAUCCUCAUCACUGCCGCAGUUUAAAAUCCUCUCCUCGGGAGUCCGGUUUCUUCCCCGUGCAUCCACACUGGUGUCCUCAUGGGUCUAGGAAGGGUGCGUUGAGGGACUCCCACACCACCCUAGACGUGAGCUGCCGGACCCGCGGCCCGGACGAGGAUCACACCUGUUUACAUGGCCAUCAGGCCAGCAUGCCAGGCCGUCUAUCUCCGUCCAGCACCGCAGCCAACGAGAAGGAUGCAGCCACUAGAAGAAGCCGCCACCCCUCGCACCCAGAACCUGCAGAAGGGAGUGCGUGCAGCCGUCGGACUCCGCCCCUUACCUGGACCCCUCCAACUGGGCAGUUAGCUGGGUCAAGCUGAUGGUCUCUGCACCAUGAGGAGAAGAGUUUCCACCUCAGGGCGUACAGUUUCACAUCUUCAUGGACUACAUUACCCAUAUGCCCGUACCUCGGACUAAUCACCACCAGGUGUUCUUCAUUCUACGCCCUAUAUAAGCUGAAGACAAACACUAACUCAGUGCGAAGUCUUGUUUAGCCACUCUAGCAUUUUUGAGCAUUUAUCCUUGCCUGAUUAUCUGUGUAUUACCUUGGACUGUUGUGAUUCUGCAAAUCCUCUGCUACCUGCCCUACUGACCCUCUGCUUUGUCUCUGACCUGCCGAUUGUCUGCUGCCUGCCCUGAUUCAAGCCUGGUUAAUGAUCUCAAUUCUGAUUGUCUUUGAUAUCCCUGACGCUGUUGUCUAACCUCUGCCUGGUACUUCUAACUUUUCUAAAUAAACAUUGCACAUGGA